GCAAGCCUGUGUCCAGCCUAAGGCUCCCUCCCUUCCACUACAGCAAAUCCAAAUACUAUAGAGUCCGAGUGGAGCAAGCGAACUGAGUGGUUGUGUAGCUGCGUCUCGGGGAGACCGGUAGCGCUUGCAGCAUGGCUGACCAACCAACAGAAGAAGCUUUUUCACUAUUUGACAAGGAUGGUGAUGGAACUACUACUAUAACAACAAAGGAAUUAAGAGCUGUAAUGAGGUCUCUUGGGCAGAAUCCCACAGAAGCAGAGUUACAGGACAUGAUAAAUGCAGUGGAUGCUGAUGGUAAUGGCACAAUCGACUUCCCAGAAUUUCUGACAAUGAUGGCAAGAAAAAUGAAAGACACAGACAGGGAAGAAGAAAUGCGAGAAGCAUUCCGCGUGUUUGAUAAGGACGGCAGUGGCUAUAUUAGUGCAGCAGAGCUUCGCCAUGUGACGACAAACCUUGGAGAGAAGUUAACAGAUGAAGAGGUUGAUGAAAUGAUCAGGGAAGCAGAUAUUGAUGGUGAUGGUCAAGUAAACUAUGAGGAGUUUGUACAAAUGAUGACAGUAAAGUGGAGACAUUGUACAGAAUGUGUUAAAUUCCUUGUACAAAGUUGUUUACUGGCCUUUCCUUUGUUUGUAACUUAUCUGUGAAAGGUUCCCCCUGUCAAAAAAAAUGCAUGUUUUCUUCCCUUAUCCUACUGUUACUGUCCUGAAACCUUAUUUUAGAAAACUGAUCAAGUAACAUGGUGCCUGUGGCUUACUCUGGAUAUAUCUAAGCCCUUCUGCACAUCUAAGCUUAGAUGGAGUUGGUCAAAUGAGGGAACACCUGGCUAUGCGUUUUUAAGUAGUUUUCUUUAGGAACUGCCAGCAUGUUGUUGAAGUGUGGAACUGUAACUCUGCGUGGACUAUGGACAGUCAACAAUAUGUACUUAAAAGCCGCACUAUUGCAAAACGGGUGUAUUAUCCAGGUACUCGUGCACUAUUUUUUUGUUCUGCUGGUCCUAUAACAGAAACAUUUUUUUUUUAUUGUUACUUGCUUUUUAAACGUUUAGUCACUUAAAGAAAAUCUGCUUAUGGCACAAUUUGCCUCAAAUCCACUCCAAGUUGUAGAUUUGUUUUCCAAUUAAAAAAUUUUUUACCUGCCCCCCCGCCCCAAUACUAUCCAGCUGUCAGCCAGUUAUGCCGUGUGCAGUGGAGCAGGGAGGCUUUGCAGAGGGAAGUCCUGGCUCUGAGUCCUGGUUCUGUCUCUUCAUCUAUGAAGUGGGGAUAAGGGAAAACACUGCCUAUGUUGCUUUGAAACUGGGCUCAACUUCUGUGAAGCAGCUGGCAGAGUGCCUGACCCAAAGGAGAUGCUAGGAAGUGGUAGCUAUUCCCAUGGGCCUAGUGACAGGCCCACUACAGGUCCCAGCCAUGCCUGCUUCCUGCUCCUCCAUCACGCAGUACUCCUGGGCUGUGUGGCAUGGGAGGUGCCUUGGUGACCACGGCUGCUGCCUCAAUGACCUCUUGGUCACCGCUGCAGGCUGAGUGGCCAGGUAGUGGCCCCGCCUCCUCCCACACAGUCAACGAAGGUGAAAAGGACCACCGUUCUUCAGAGUCCGUCCUCAGUUAAGGACAUGGGAGGAACAGGGCUGCCUGGCAGGAGGGCUGGCUGUGGUUUUACAGAUAUGGACUCUGGACUAGAACCCAGCACCUGGCCUCACGACAGAAGCAGCAGAAACUGGGAUGUUUGAGGGGAGCGGUCCCUCACUGCUAACGAAAGCAAAAGCAUGCGGUAGGAAGACAACACACCUUUCCUGGACGGCUGUUGUGAAUCCCAAAGCAAGUUAUUCUGGGGACCUGUGGUGGGGGCCCCUGAGGGGCAUAUUCCAGCAUGCAUGCAGUCACUCAUUUAUUUACUCCCACCUAGCAUGUGCAGGUGGUCCUAGAAGCUGAUCAAGGAGCCAGAAAGUAGAGGCCUGAAGUCACUGUCCCCCAGGGCUCACAGAGCAGAGACUGAUAAUUCUGUCAACACCUCCUCUCUGGACCCAUGGUGACACCGCUGGAAGCAGGGGCCAUGCCCACCCCAGGUGAGAAUUGCUGCUCUAAGCUCCGAAAAUGAUGCCCAAAGGGAGAUGAGCCCCUACUCCCCCAUCUAGCCUGGUGAAAGUUUCAGACCGAAAGGCCAUUUGGGUCUGCUGCAGCCCGAAGGAUGCAAACCCCACACAAAGGAAGAACAUCAACUUGAUUACCACCCCAAAUGAUUAAUGACCAUUUAUGUGAUUCUAACUGUGACUGAUAUCAAAGGGCCGAUUCUCAAGACUGGAUGGGGCCUUAGAGGGGAUCAGAUUAAGCCCCAUGAGGUUCCCAAAGCCCUUCCACAACUCUGCAUCUGCUUGCACACCUACAGGGACAGGGAGCUCACCCCCUAACAAGUAGCCUGAACAUCAGUAAGUGCUUCCUCAGUCUGUCUUACUGCUGUUCCCAACCAUGGGUCCAAGGUGGGGGUGGCAGAAGGAAAAAGCUAUUAUGUUUAGGGCAGGGUAUUUCCUCUACCCCCCCCCCCCCCAACCCCUAGCACUGCUGACACCAGGGACAGGUCAUUCUCUGGGGAGCCAUCCUGGGCACUGUGGGGAGUGGAGCAGCAUCGUUGGCUCCCACCCACUCAAUGCCAGAAGCAUCCGCUGUUGUGAUAACCACAGAGGUCUCCAGACAUUGCUCCCAGUGGAGACCCCCUGGUUUAGGGGAAUCCUUAGGGAAAUAGUUGCUUCCAAAGACCAGUGAGCUCCACAGACCAACACUAACCUUUCCCAGCUGCUCAGCCCUUCAGAAAGUGCGGAGACAAAUACCCUCCAUACAGCCAUCUACUCCUUCCCCUGCUCCCACCAUCCUUCUCCCUUCCACCCAGCUGGCCUCUCCUUGUUGUGCAAACACAGCCUAGUCCUUUCUGCAGUGGCUACAUGCCCCACAGGGACCAGACCGCCCUGAGAGUCACAAAGCACUAGUUCCCGGAUCCGAUCUGGUCUGGGAAGAGCACGUACAAAAAGGCAUGGGAUCCAGAAAGAAUGGCCUGCAGUGAACAGACUGGGGAGGCUGCAUGCAUGGAGUGCACUGGUAGCAGAAAAAGGGAAAGGUGGCAAGGCCAAGAGGGUAGUCUCCUGAGACUGUGUGGUAGCAAGGAGCUGGGAAAGGGAUCAGAAGUCGAGAGUGGAAUGAUCAGAUAUGGGCUUACAGACCAGCAGAGUGUAGUGUGGAGGCAGGGACAGCAGUGGUGAGCAGGGGAACCAGGGAGCAGAUGCCUGCCUGUUCAGGUGAGAAAGUCGGCAUCCUGAAAAGAUGUGGGGUAGGGAGAGGAGAGGCCUCGUGUUGAAGCUGGAGUUGUAAGGGGAAGGGGGGUGGGGGAGAGUGGGUAGUUUGAGGUACGAGUGACCUCUUCUGGACACACUCAACCCAAGAUGCAUAGGAGAGAUGGACAGAGACACUCAGGAGAGAACUGGCCGCUGGCUACGUGGGCCUGGAGUUCAGGAGUAAGCUUUGGGCACCAGCAGCAAAUGAGGACAGGAAGCUAAGGGUGAAAAGCAGGCAGGUCAUCAAGGAGCACGUGUAGAAGAGCAAAGAGGCAUCUGAGUACAGAUUAACAAGGGCCACCACACAAGAACCUGUUCCUGACUGAUCAUAGCAACGCUAUUUAUAAUAGGCAAAAGGUGGAAACAGCUUGUGUCCACCAACUGUGAUGGACAAACAAAAGGGGAUAUAUCCAUACUGGAGUAUUAUUUAGCCACGAAAAGGGACGAGCACUGAAAGCAUGAUGUUCACUAAGAAGCCAGACACUAAAGGCCACAUACUGUGAGUCCAUUUAUGUGCAAUGUCCAUCCAGAGACAGAAAGCAGAUUUGUGGCUGUCAGAGGCUGGGGGGAUGGAUGGGGAGUGACUGCUGACGGGGAAGGGACUUCUUUUUGAGCUGAUGAAAAUGUUCUGGAACUAGAUAGUGGUGAUGGAUACACACACCUGUGAGCAUACUGAAAACCACGAAUUGUACACUUUAAAUGGGUAGAUUGUAUGGCAUUAGAAUUAUAUCUGAAUAAAGCUGUUAUCAACAACAA
Myotis myotis is the source of this 4072-nucleotide messenger RNA. Its product is annotated as neo-calmodulin-like. Lineage: Eukaryota; Metazoa; Chordata; Mammalia; Chiroptera; Vespertilionidae. The record is from RefSeq and is a predicted model, not a curated record. The coding region runs from base 132 to 644 and encodes 170 amino acids. The transcript has a single exon. Gene Ontology annotation, molecular function: calcium ion binding; enzyme regulator activity.